Molecule: messenger RNA, 2535 nt
Organism: Helianthus annuus (common sunflower)
Lineage: Eukaryota; Viridiplantae; Streptophyta; Magnoliopsida; Asterales; Asteraceae
Product: crooked neck-like protein 1
Exons: 5
Coding region: 202-2322 (706 amino acids)
Biological process (GO): spliceosomal complex assembly; mRNA splicing, via spliceosome
Cellular component (GO): U2-type catalytic step 2 spliceosome; Prp19 complex; precatalytic spliceosome
Molecular function (GO): protein binding
Source: RefSeq, a predicted model, not a curated record
UUCCCUUUUGGAUUUUGAAAUCGACGCCCCCUUUCUAACCUCCAAUCCAACCCCAAUUCGAUUUGUAGAAUAAACACAAACCCUAAAUCACAUCGCUCAUUACCUCACCCGUAAAUCGAUCUUGCAGAACCCUAAUUCUUUCUUCACUAGUUUCGUCAAUUCGUUACACCGAUUCACAUCUACUCCAGCACCAAUCAAACAAUGGCGAAUCGAGAAGGAGACCCAUCACUAGGUUACCUAACCCGUAAAGAAACCGAGGUCAAACUCCCUAGACCAACUCGUGUCAAGAACAAAACCCCCGCCCCAAUCCAAAUAACCGCCGAACAGAUCCUCCGCGAGGCCCGGGAGCGACAAGAGGCCGAAAUCCGCCCUCCGAAACAGAAAAUAACCGACCCGACAGAGCUCGCAGACUACCGGCUCCGAAAACGAAAGGAAUUUGAGGAUCUGAUUAGGAGAGUGAGGUGGAACAAGAGUGUAUGGGUGAAGUACGCCAAGUGGGAGGAAUCCCAGAAGGAUUUUAACCGGGCAAGGUCGGUUUGGGAGCGGGCACUUGAUGUGGAUUAUAGGGAUCAUACAAUGUGGUUGAAGUAUGCGGAGACUGAGAUGAAGAAUAAGUUUAUUAAUCAUGCGAGGAAUGUGUGGGAUCGGGCGGUUACGUUGUUGCCGAGGGUCGAUCAGUUGUGGUACAAGUAUAUUCAUAUGGAAGAGAUGCUUGGAAAUGUGGCAGGUGCCAGACAGAUAUUCGAAAGGUGGAUGAGCUGGGAGCCUGAUCAACAAGCAUGGUUAUCCUAUAUUAAAUUUGAGUUGAGAUACAACGAAAUUGAUCGAGCUAGAGCUAUGUACGAACGUUUCGUCCAAUGCAUACCUAAAGUUGGGGCAUGGAUCCGUUUUGCAAAGUUCGAAAUGAAAAACGGAGAGAUCAGUAGAGCCCGUAAUUGUUACGAAAGGGCGGUUGAUAAGCUGGCAGACGAUGAAGAAGCGGAGACAUUAUUUGUCGCCUUUGCUGAAUUCGAAGAGAAAUGUAAGGAAACCGAGAGAGCAAGAUGUAUUUAUAAAUUUGCUCUAGACCAUAUACCAAAGGGUCGGGCCGAAGAUUUAUACAGAAAGUUUGUUGCUUUUGAGAAACAGUAUGGUGAUCGAGAAGGCAUCGAAGAUGCAAUAGUCGGGAAAAGACGGUUUCAGUAUGAGGAAGAAGUUAGAAAGAAUCCACUUAAUUAUGACUCGUGGUUUGACUACAUUAGACUCGAGGAGAGUGUCGGUAACAAAUCGAGGAUCCGCGAGGUUUACGAGAGAGCAAUUGCUAACGUUCCUCCUGCUGACGAGAAACGAUACUGGCAACGAUACAUUUAUUUAUGGAUCAAUUAUGCACUGUAUGAAGAGCUUGACGCACAAGAUGUUUCUAGAACACGGGAUGUCUAUAGCGAGUGUUUAAAAUUGAUUCCGCACAAGAAAUUCUCGUUUGCGAAAAUUUGGUUAUUGGCAGCUCAGUUUGAAAUCCGACAGUUAAACCUCUCGGGUGCACGCUCGAUUCUUGGUAACGCAAUUGGAAUUGCUCCUAAAGACAAGAUUUUCAAGAAGUACAUUGAGAUCGAGCUUCAGCUCGGUAACAUAGAUCGUUGUCGGAAGCUAUACGAAAAAUAUCUCGAGUGGUCACCUGAAAACUGCUAUGCUUGGACUAAGUACGCCGAGCUGGAACGAUCUUUGAGUGAAACCGAGCGGGCCCGAGCCCUUUUUGAGCUUGCAAUUGCACAACCUGCACUUGACAUGCCAGAGUUGCUGUGGAAGGCAUACAUCGACUUCGAGAUAGCAGAAGGUGAAUUCGAAAGAACAAGACAGCUAUACGAACGGCUUUUGGAUCGCACAAAGCAUCUAAAGGUGUGGAUUAGCUACGCCAAUUUCGAAGCAUCUGCGAUUGUAGAAGUAGAACAACAGGAAGAGCUACCCGAAAACGUUCUUCUGGAACAACGGAAACUUUGCAUUCAGCGCGCCAGAAGAGUGUUUGAAAAUGCGAUAAACUACUACAGAACGUCGGCUCCGGAACUUAAAGAAGAGCGGGCCAUGUUACUAGAAGAGUGGUUAAACAUGGAAAGCGGUUUCGGUGAGUUGGGUGACGUUGAACUGGUGCGUGUUAAGCUGCCGAAGAAAUUGAAGAAGAGAAGACAGAUUGAAAUAGACGAUGGAACUGCUGCUGGGUUUGAGGAAUACAUAGAUUAUCUGUUCCCCGAGGAAUCACAAGCGUCUAAUUUGAAGAUAUUGGAGCAAGCCUACAAAUGGAAAAAGCAAAAGGUGGUUUCGGAUGAUGAUGAGGAUGAUAUCGAUUAGCGUGAUUUUUACCGUAUUGUUAUGCAUUUGAGCCACUGCUCUUUUUUCUUUGUGUCAUGUCUCUGUUGUUAAAGUUGUAAUCAUUUUUGUUUUUAGUCGGACCGGAGUUUUUCAUUUUGAUUUUUAAAGUGCAUUUGCUUUGACGAUGUAAAAUCGCUUGGCACUCUUUGUCGUUUUGACAUAUGUUUUGAGUUGAUAUAUCCUUUCGGAUCA